UUCAUCAUAAUUUUACACCAAAUAUAAGAUUCACCAAAUUCCAGAAUUAUUAUAAUUUAUUAAAAAACAAAACAAAACAAAACACACACAGACAAAACGCGCGCAGCAUCCAAAACCACAAUAAUAAUAGCGUGGUGUUUAAGUUGAUGGUGUAAGAGUGUGAUGUUCUUCUAUACUCGUUCAAUCCUCAGACUCACCAUAACCCUCUCUUUAACGCGCACCAGACAACUCUCUCUCUCUACGCUCUUCGCACCUCUAAACCUAAAACCCAUCAACUCAAAACUCUCAAACCUCAUGAGGAGCGCCCGUAUAAUAGAUGCUGAAAACCUGUUCGAUAAAAUGCCCCAGAGAAAUACCGUCACAUGGAAUGCAAUGAUUCGUGGGUACUUUCAAAAUGGGUUGUUCGAUAAAGCUAUGUGUUUAUUUAACCAAAUGCCUGAACGUGAUGCUUUUUCAUAUAAUACUAUGAUUUCAGGGUUGAUGCAGAGUGGGAAUGUUGAUGGUGCAAAAGAGGUUUUUGGUGGAAUGGUGGUUAGAAAUGUUGUGACGUGGAAUUCGAUGAUUUCUGGGUAUGUACGUAAUGGUUUGAUUGAUGAAGCAAUGAGGGCUUUUCGUGAUAUGCCAGUAAGGGAUGUGGUUUCUUGGAAUUUGGUGAUUGGGGGACUUGUGAAUUCUGAAAGAAUUGAUAUGGCUGAAUUGUAUUUUAAAGAGAUGGGUGCUAGAGAUGUUGUUUCUUGGACAAUUAUGGUGUCUGGACUUGUAAGAGCAGGACGAAUUGCUGAAGCUCGCAAACUCUUUGAAGAAAUGCCUGUAAAGGAUAUUCAAGCUUGGAAUGUGAUGAUAGCUGGUUAUGUGGAAAAUGGAUGUGUUGACAUGGCAGAAAAUUUGCUUCGAAGAAUGCCUGUCUGUGAUUUAAAUUCUUGGAAGCAGUUGAUAAAUAGAUUGGUGAACAGUCGAAGAAUUAAUGAUGCAAUUAGGAUUUUCAUGGAAAUGCCAGAAAAAUGUCAAAAGGCGUGGAACUCAAUUAUUUUGGGUUUCAUAAGAAAUGGACUUGUCAAGGAAGCUCAUGCAUUUCUUGAGAAAUAUCCCUAUAGUAGCAUAGUAUCAUGGACAAAUGUAGUUGUUGGUUAUUUUGAGAUCAGUGAGAUUGAGAGUGCUUUUAAGGUAUUUGAGUUGAUGACAGAUCGGGAUGCAACUGUGUGGAAUGUUAUGAUAUUUGGACUUGGAGAAAAUGAUCAUGGGGAGGAAGGUUUGAAGUUUUUCAUCAGAAUGAAAGAAUCAGGUCCAUCUCCUGACGAAGCUACAUUUACCAGUGUUUUGACAAUCUGUUCGGACUUGCCAACCUUAAAUCUUGGAAAACAAAUCCAUGCGCAGGCAACUAGAACAGGUUUAAAUCAAUUAACUUCGGUUUCUAAUGCGAUGGUAACCAUGUAUGCAAGAUGUGGAAACAUGCAAUCAGCUUUGCUGGAAUUCUCUUCCAUGCCAACCCAGGAUGUCAUUUCUUGGAAUUCUAUAAUUUGUGGGUUUGCUCACCAUGGAGAUGGUGAAAAUGCUCUUGAGAUGUUUGAAAAAAUGAUGUUAACGGAUAUUACACCCAAUGACAUAACCUUUGUUGGAGUUCUGUCUGCUUGUAGUUAUGCAGGAUUGGUGGACCAAGGUAAAUACUACUUUGAUUAUAUGAAAUAUAAGUGCUUUCUUCAGCCAACAAGUGAACAUUAUACUUGUGUUGUUGAUUUGCUGGGGAGAUUUGGACUUAUAGAUGAGGCAAUGAGCUUUUUAAAUCAAAUGAGAGCAGAUGGAAUUGAAGUGCCUCCAAGCGUCUGGGGAUCUUUGCUCGGAGCUUGUAGAAUCCACAAGAACAUCAAGAUGGGUGAGAUUGCUGGUGAGAAGAUUUUGGAAGUGGAGCCUCAUAACUCUGGUGUUUAUUUAAUUUUGGCAAAAAUGUUUCUUAGUAGUGGAAGAAGAGAAGAUGCUGAGAGGAUCCUGGCUCGAAUGAAGAAGAAUGGUGUCAAGAAACAACCAGGUUGUAGUUGGAUUGAGAUAAAUAAUAGUGGGCACAUAUUUCUUUCAGGAGAUAGUUCACACCCUGAGUUCCUUAGAAUCUGGCGUCUUUUGCACUUACUGCAUAUGCAGAUAGAGAAAGAAAUUUUAAAACCCAUUACUGCUACUAUUGAGUUAACACAAAUUUCCUUUGAUCGAAUGUUAUGGGUGGGAUAAAUUGCUGACUUCAUAUUGAAUGCAAUGACCCAAAAAGGGGAACAGCUAGAGCUCAAGUCAAUUGAAGGCUGAGGGGUCCUGAUGCAUAUGGUUAGGACCCUGGGUAAAGCCGCCCGCUGUAGAAUGAAGGUACUGGAAGAUUGUAGAAAGUUUAUUCUUAUCAUGAGAACAAGUGACAGUAACAAUCACAGGUCGACAAAAAAGAAUUUUGGCUUUGUUGUUCAGUAACCUAUCAAAGAUGGACUUGCAUAUUGCUCAAGUUUGAAGGCAGUAAACUAGCUGUGAGUUUAUGUGCAAAAGAAACUAUAGUCAGAUGCCAUGGCAAAAUCUUAACCUCUUUAGUUUUUUCUGGAGUCAAAUUGUCCACCAGCUGCAAGAGGCUACAAUGUUACAAGGAUUUCCAUCCAGCCUUGAAUUGCAAGGACAAGAUCAGUUGAGUAGUGUCGACCACCCACUCUGCAUUAAACUUCCCAUUCUGUAUUUUCAUAGGAUGGUUAAUAUCAGUAGAGAAUUCAACAAAAUGAGGAAUGAGGUCAUGGUUAACCACAAGCACAGACUUGGAAAUUACCAGGACUUGAUAACACAGCACGUGGACGCAGAACUGAAGUGGAAGAACUGGGUCUUAUAUUUGAUCUAUCCUUCUCGUCAAUCUUCCUAUCAUUCUUCUCUGUUCCUGUCAAUUAAGCAGAGUUAAUAUAGAAAAACUGAAACAGACUUUACAAAGCAAUAAAUGGAUUUACGACAGAAAAUUGUGAAGGUAAAAUUUUAACCUUUGCUGGUAGAAACAGUGGGUGUGACAGUGACUGCAUUAAGCGCAUGUGUCUUUUGAAUUCUUGGAACAGACGGUGGGAAAACAUCUUGACGCUCUUUCACUGUAAAUAUCAGAUAGUAUAGCGAAUUAUUAUGCAAUAAACAAACAUUUCACAAAGAGCACAACAGGGAGCUGAAAAAGAGAAUUGUUUUGGCAUGUUGCUAUGCAUAUUUAUUUCAGAAAGUUUGGGGACUAUGAAUUUAUCUAGUGUUGUAAUUAAAGAAUUUGGAUUAUUCAUUUCCUUUAAUUAUCCUCUUCCUGUAUUUAUCUCCAUCCCCUUCCUCUA
Messenger RNA from Pistacia vera, 3314 nucleotides. Its product is annotated as pentatricopeptide repeat-containing protein At4g02750-like. NCBI's taxonomy places the organism in Eukaryota, Viridiplantae, Streptophyta, Magnoliopsida, Sapindales, Anacardiaceae. Gene Ontology annotation, biological process: RNA modification. The coding region runs from base 163 to 2217 and encodes 684 amino acids. The record is from RefSeq and is a predicted model, not a curated record. The transcript is spliced from 2 exons. Gene Ontology annotation, molecular function: protein binding; RNA binding.